AUGAAUGGAGCUAUAGAAGCCACCAACAAGUAUAUGAAGAAGAUUCUGAGGAAAAUGAUUGACAAUCAUAAAGGUUGGCAUGAGAUGUCGCUAUAUGCUCUGUUGGGUUACAGAACGACUGUCAGAACGUCAAUUGGAGCUACUCCAUAUUUGUUAGUAUAUGGAAAAGAAGCAAUUAUACCUGUCAAAGUUGAGAUCCCUUCAUUAAGAAUCAUCCAAGAAGCUGAAUUGAGUGAUGCUAAUUGGGUUCGCAAGCGGAUUGAUCAACUAACAUUGAUUGAUGAGAAGAGAAUGGUUGUUGUUUGUCAUGGUCAACUUUAUCGACAGAGGAUGAUUCAUGCUUUCCACAAGAAAGUAAGAGCCAGAAUGUUUGAGAUUGGUCAGUUGGUUCUCAAGCGCUUUUUUCCUCAUCAAGCUGAGUACAAAGGGAAAUUUGCGCCAAAUUGGUAA
Solanum tuberosum (potato) is the source of this 450-nucleotide messenger RNA. RefSeq lists its product as uncharacterized. Bases 1 to 450 code for a protein of 149 amino acids. NCBI's taxonomy places the organism in Eukaryota, Viridiplantae, Streptophyta, Magnoliopsida, Solanales, Solanaceae. The transcript has a single exon. Gene Ontology annotation, molecular function: nucleic acid binding. The record is from RefSeq and is a predicted model, not a curated record.